GCGCGGGAGCUGGGAAGUCCAGGGCCUGCUACGUCCGGGAAAGGCCUUAAGAUUGUUCCGCUGCCAGGUGCUCCUUCGGAAACGCGGGCUGAUUCCUCACGACUUUCCGGUACUAGCCGUCUGUUACCUCGGAGUGCCUCUCUGCCUCCCUGGUGCCCAGGUACCGGUUUCAGAGAACAUGACGGAGGCACUGGACCUCACAGGGCGGGACUCUGAUGCGGGUAGUGAAGAAGUGGUCCUAACUCCCGCAGAGCUCAUUGAAAGGCUGGAGCAGGCCUGGAUGAAUGAAAAGUUUGCCCCUGAGCUGCUCGAAAGCAAGUCUGAGAUUGUAGAGUGUGUCGUGGAACAGCUAGAUCACAUGGAAGAAAAUCUCAGGAGAGCCAAGAAGGGGGAUCUGAAGGUCAGUAUCCAUCGAAUGGAGAUGGAGAGGAUCCGCUAUGUCCUUAGCAGCUACUUGCGGUGUCGGCUCAUGAAGAUAGAGAAGUUUUUCCCUCAUAUCCUUGCAAAGGAGAAAACACUCCACGAGGGGGAGCUGUCUAGCCUUUCUCCAGAGGAGCUGGUCUUUGCCAAACAGUACAUGGCUAACACAGAGACCUACCUCAAGAAUGUUGCCUUAAAGCAUAUGCCUCCUAACUUACAGACAGUGGACCUCCUGAGGUCAGUUCCCAAACCAGAUCUAGAUUCAUAUGUGUUUCUGAGAGUGAAAGAACGACAGGAAAACAUCCUGGUAGAACCAGAAACAGAUGAGCAAAGGGACUAUGUGAUUGACUUGGAGGAAGGCUCACAGCACUUGAUCCGAUACAAAACCAUUGCGCCCCUGGUCGCUUCUGGAGCAGUUCAGCUGAUAUAAAAUCAAAAGUAAAUACACAAUGACAGCAUGGAACCCUAAAGAUAAUGUGUAAGAGCUCCUUACCUCUUUGUGCCUGCAGACGGCAGAGUUUCCCCGGCAGUGCUCUGGGUCACCUGGGCAUUGAGAAGGAGCUCAAGGCACGAUUCCUAACUUGCCACACGUCCUCACUGCCAUCCUAGCCACAGUCAGCAGGUGGAGCCAUCGCUCUGCUGAUUCUGCAUGCUGGCCCCUCUGGCCGAGCCCUCUGAGACGCUCACUUUGUGCGCCUUUUUCCUUUGUGGUAUUUCUUGAGCUAAGGGAAGUGAGGCAACCGCAGUUCAUAAACGAGCCUCGCUGCCUGUGAUUAAGGGGCAGUAGUUAGCCCUGACCUGAGGGUGACCUGACAGCUCUUUCACCUCCCCAGUAAGAAGAGGAUAAAUGCAGUAGAAUAACAGAAGAUGAAAUAUCUUCUAGAUUAUCUCACUGGACUAUGUGAACUAACCUUCUGGAACCUCUGAUAUUGGACUUAAAAGCAAUUUCUGCCCUGGUGGGUACUGAGAAUCACAAAUAAACCAAGAAACCAUUACGGAGUUUCAGUUUUGUGCCAGAAGGAGCCUCUGGGCAGUUCUCAGUUUGUAGCCUAAUGAAGUAUAUACUCCCUGCUGCUAACCUGCAGCCUUCCCUGAAUCUCGGGCAGCUUUGCCAAGCCAACCUCCAGGCCAUCUGGCCAUUCUUGGCCAGGGAUCUGCUAACAGCAGCAUUAACUAUCCUAUCUUGUGACCUUAGUAACAGCGUUUCUGUUUUUAGCUCUACUUUCUCAAGGGAAGUGGAUGAAAUUCACGUGAGCAGAGAGUGUCACAGUGACACCUGAAGGAAGGAUGUAGAGACAGUGAAUGAAUUGUCUUUCCCUGAAACAUGACCAGAAGGAACCUGCAUUCCAGUCUUUUCUUGCUGAUGAGAAGGCAGCAGAUUUUCGUUUAGAGUAAUCAAUGUAAUAUGGCUAUCAUUUCCAAGAGAAAUCACUAAGUAAAAGCAAGAAGGGUUUAUUUGUUAAUAAAAGCAUUUUCU
Zalophus californianus (California sea lion) is the source of this 1897-nucleotide messenger RNA. RefSeq names its product GINS complex subunit 4 (gene GINS4). The coding region runs from base 179 to 850 and encodes 223 amino acids. The transcript is spliced from 8 exons. Gene Ontology annotation, biological process: DNA-templated DNA replication; double-strand break repair via break-induced replication. Gene Ontology annotation, cellular component: GINS complex. The record is from RefSeq and is a predicted model, not a curated record. Lineage: Eukaryota; Metazoa; Chordata; Mammalia; Carnivora; Otariidae.